AUGUCCACCCCCAAGCCCAGCCUGUACAUCAUCCCCAAGGUGCUCAUGUUCUCUCUGUAUAUCAUCCAAUGCAGCGCGCCCACAUAUCUCUCGCUCAUCUACCAAGAUCGGAUCGGGCUCCCCUCGACCAUGAUCGGCAUCAUUUCGGCCAUCCCGCCGUUCGUCGCCAUCAUCGCAGGGCCCUCCUUGUCGCUGAUCGCGGAUAUUACGGGACAACCGAAGGUGUUGCUCGCGGUCGCAAUUGUGGCGACGUCGGCGACUUUGUGGUUGUUUGUGCUUUUGCCGCUUACGUUCGGAACUGCUUGCGUGGUUGCCGUGCUGUAUGCUGUUACGAGCGCGCCUAUCGGGUCUAUGAUGGAUGUGAUUGCUCUGAAUAUGCUGGGUGAACAUACCAUUUUGUACGGUCAGCAGCGUGUCUGGGGCUCCAUCGCUUGCGGUGUGACAUCCUUCGUCGGAGGAAUGAUUGUUCAAAAGACCGGAACGAUAAACUCCAUGUUUGUCUUCCACUCGAUCACGGCCUCAAUAUUCCUCGUCCUGCUCAUUGGCGUCUCCCAGCCCUGGAAGCGCCACGGGAGCCACGAGAAAGAUGAUACAAAACUCGACGACGGUCCUGUUAAGCCCAGAAACAUUGCAAAGUCUGCCGCCGUUGAAGAAGAUCUCGACGGCACGCUUGAAGAACUGCGGGACAUGCCGGGCCCUAUCGGCGGCCCUAACGCGGCUGCACUGGGUCGCAGCCGAUCCCGGCGACUUUCCAUUGUCGAUGCGGCCCGUCGCGCAUCACGGCAGGGAAGCAUUGCAGCAUCGUUGGGAGUAACUUCAGUUGCGGAAGCAGCGGCAGCGGCGGCUGCGUCCGCUGCCGACGAAAGCGCGAAUGGUCCAUCCUUUGGCUGGCUGCUUGCGCCGGAUGUCCUAGCGUUCUUCUUCUCGAAUACCUUGUUGGGGGGAGUAAUGUCGGUGAUUGGUAGCUUCCUGUGGAUCUUCUUGACGAAUGAGCUGGAUGCAAGUGCGACCAUCAGAGGAAUGACAGGAACGGCGCAGGUGGUGCUCCAGCUGCCUUUCUUCAUUUUCGCGAAGCAGGUAUUGCAAAAAGUAGGAAUCAGGCGAAGUAUCAUCAUCGCGAAUGCAGUCACCGUGUUUCGAUUUCUCGGCUAUACAAUACUGAAGAAAGGACCGAUGGCCAAUCUCGUGCUUGGAAUCGAGUUGAUUCACGGUUUGGCCUUCUCUCUGAACUGGACAGCAUCUGUCGCUUACGCCGCAACGGUGGCCCCUCCGGGAAUGGAGUUCUUGGCGCAGGGAAUUCUGGGUGCAUUCUACGGAGGCCUAGGAUCAGGUCUAGGCGGUCUUAUUGGAGGGUUUGUCUACGCUUCCUUCGGCUCCAAGAUUCUGUUCUUUGGAUGCGCCGGUGUCACGGGUGUAUCACUCCUCGUAUACGUCCUCGUACCUAUGCGCAAACUGAAGCCCGAGCGCGAAGACAACGUCCCUCCAAACGAGCGGAUCAUGGAUCGCCGCGGCAGCCAGCGUCUUAUGGAGAUGGAAGCUGGGGUUGGUCGACGACCAAGCGCGGCUGCAGCACAUGCUGCUGCCGCCGCCGCUGCGGCGGGGAGCGUGCGACCGUCGCUGGAUACGGCCGACAGUCUUUACGUUGACUAUGCAUCGGUUGCGGACAGGCGCCCAUCUGCCGUGGCGAUUGCGGUCGCCAAUCUGGGCCGGAUGAACUCCAUGAUCAACGUUUGAGGAACUGCAUUAGUCACACAAUGCUGCCGCUCGGUCACCCAGUUCCCUGGAUUUCGAUUAUGUAGGCCUUUUUGGGGCAGAGCUAGACUGUGGCGAACGGCGGACUCCAUGUGCAGUGGAUGGACUUCGGCUGAUGGAGACCUGCCGUGAGAUAGGAUGUGAUCGGGGAGGAAAGCGGACCGCAUGAGAGUUUUCAUCUGAGCGACCUUUUUUGCGACUGCAACCAUAUUCGCCUUAUACACUUUGAUUUUGAUUAUGCUCUUUUUUCGUAGAAUGUUUUGCUUUAACAGUUUGGUUGGGGAAAAUUUGACGGGGG
This is a messenger RNA of Fimicolochytrium jonesii, 2050 nucleotides long. Its product is annotated as major facilitator superfamily domain-containing protein. The transcript is spliced from 5 exons. The coding region runs from base 1 to 1734 and encodes 577 amino acids. Gene Ontology annotation, cellular component: membrane. The record is from RefSeq and is a predicted model, not a curated record. NCBI's taxonomy places the organism in Eukaryota, Fungi, Chytridiomycota, Chytridiomycetes, Spizellomycetales, Powellomycetaceae.